AUGGCCAGGCGGCGGCGGCCCUCCCCGCGGCGCGCGCGGCCACCAGGCGGCAAGCGGGCGCGGGCUCCGCAGGCGGGGCUGCUGACGCGGACUCUGCUCUGCGCGCGCGCCGCAGGGGGGGAGGACCCCCCCGGCGGCGCCGGCACGAGAACGGUGUCGUGGCCGCUAGGCACUGGGGGCCCGCUGGAGGCCGCCGCCGUGGAGCAGGAGGGCGCGCUCCACUGGGGCCGCGUCGCCUGGGGCGGCGGCGCCGACUGCGCGGACGAGCUGAGGCUGGGCCCGCUCUUCGCGGCGAGGCUGGCGGGGGGCGACGUCUUCUCGUCGGACGACUGCGCCAUCCAGCGGGGGCCGGCGCGUCCGCCGGGCGGCUCCGGGCUCGCGGCCUCGCUGCGGUGUCCGGGCGGGCUGGUCGUGGAGUGGUCCGCGUCGUUGCAGGAGCUCCCCCGAGGCAUGGGCUCCGUCAUCCGCACACUUGCUUCCUAA
Molecule: messenger RNA, 483 nt
Organism: Prorocentrum cordatum
Lineage: Eukaryota; Dinophyceae; Prorocentrales; Prorocentraceae
Source: the annotation of a GenBank genome assembly